GGUUCGAUGCUCUUGAAACAAGGAUAAUCAGAUAGAGUAUUAGAUUGACAAAAAUGAAGUUUUUAGAACAUUAUAAUAUUCUAGUUGAAUUUUAUUUUGAUUUUUAAAAAAAUUAUUUUAAAAACCAAGCUAUACUUAGGAAGCUCGUCUAUAUAAAGGAUUUGACCGUAACUAUCAGUUCGCAAUUGAGGCAUUUAAGGAACAGAAAUAUUCACGAAAUUAGGUUAUCUGUGCUACCACUUGAUAAGGAACCUAGAGACGAGAAUCAUUUUUCGUACCAACUUCUUUAAUUGAGUUUGGCAUAAUUAAUAAAUUCGGGAAAGUUCUAUACAUAUUUCGUGUUUUAACAGUUGGCCAACAUUUUUUAUUAUACAGAAUAAUUUCCCGUAAAGGCUCAAAAAUUAAUCAGAAGUGAAAUUGGAUUGAGCGUCGAAGCAUUUCACUUCAUCAUGGACGCGUCUAAAUCAGCAAAGUUAUACCAAACCAAAACAGUGGAAGUUCAACAAAAAUAUGGCAAGGAAUUGUUAAAUCACAUUGACUUGCAACCAGGUUAUAAAGUUGGCGAUAUUGGAUGUGGUUGUGGGAAUCUUGCUGCAGAGAUGUCAAAAUUGGUAGGUGAUACUGGGAAAGUGAUUGCCAUUGACCCUGAUGUGAAUCGUAUCAAAGUUGCUAAGCGAGAAUACGGAACAUUGAAGAAUGUUCUGUUUUCUCCCUGCAAAAGCACCCAGUUUCCUGUAAACGAAGAAAAGCCGUAUGAUGCAUUCGUUAGCAAUGCUGUUUUGCAUUGGAUUCCAACAGAUGAAAAAAGGAUAACGUUUAGGCGUAUCAUGCGGUCAUUGAAACCAGGUGGUCUCUUCGUUGGAAAUAUCUCUUUUAAUAGAUCUAUUAACAUGUCUCUUGCUGCAUCGCUACUGACGGAGGAAGAGCAGGAUGAAAUUACGGGUAUGUAUUACAGAGAGAAUGCUGAGAUUUUGCACGAAUUGCUUGAUGAAGCCGGAUUUGAGACAGUGGAGUUUAAGUACCGAUAUCGAGAGGUAAAUAUGGGCAGCGUGGAUAACUUUCUCGAGUGGAUAACAAGUACGUAUUAUGGAAAGUUUGAUUUUAAGUCAGCUUACAACAGACGCAAAGAGAACGUAAACUUUUGCAGACAUGAAAAUGGAGACCUCAAGCACACUUCAGAAGGAGCCUUAUUUGUAAUGAAGAAACCGGAAUAAUGUCAAUCGAUGAACCAACGCAACAUAACCUUCAGAACCAUAUUUUUUUAAUUUUUGUUUUCUCCGUUCAAUACCCAUGACGUGUGUUAAUUUUGAGAAUUUAAGAAAAUAUGAUAUGUUAUUACAACAAUAAACACAA
Hydractinia symbiolongicarpus is the source of this 1353-nucleotide messenger RNA. RefSeq names its product ubiquinone/menaquinone biosynthesis C-methyltransferase UbiE-like. Bases 450 to 1214 code for a protein of 254 amino acids. The transcript has 3 exons. Lineage: Eukaryota; Metazoa; Cnidaria; Hydrozoa; Anthoathecata; Hydractiniidae. The record is from RefSeq and is a predicted model, not a curated record.